Boleophthalmus pectinirostris (great blue-spotted mudskipper) is the source of this 7202-nucleotide messenger RNA. It is a transcript of the gene cunh6orf47, whose product is annotated as chromosome unknown C6orf47 homolog. The record is from RefSeq and is a predicted model, not a curated record. The transcript is spliced from 3 exons. Bases 663 to 1535 code for a protein of 290 amino acids. Lineage: Eukaryota; Metazoa; Chordata; Actinopteri; Gobiiformes; Gobiidae.
UUGUCCUCCUCUCAUUAGGAGAAAACAAUCCGGAGGAAGCACGGGAGGGGUACCUGUGCUGCUCCUCCGCUCCACCUGGAUUUUACACCGUUUAUAAUCACUCGUAACCCCGUUUUACACCCUGACAUUGUCGAUUUUACCCGACAGGCCUGCAGUAAGUUUGGAUUCUAGCGGGACGGAUCGUGGCUAACGCUAGCUUCAUCCCCAAACGACGCUAAAGCAGAUAACUGGGGAUCAGCGUCAAGGAUUCCUCUUUAAAUCUUCAAAUAAGUUUAAUCUCAAAGUUUUCAGAUAGUAUUUUCAUUUUAAGGCAACAAUGCAACGUGGAAAACAACAAAAUCUUCCAAGAAGGGGGUGAAAACAGAGAAGAGAAUUAACAUGCAGACCUGAAACCGAGAUUAAACCUUGCAUUGUGGGGCAAGUGUGAAUGUAAUGCAAAGGAGGAGGUACCCCUUUUUUAUGGGAACUGCACAUCCACACCCUCUGGCUUGUCUGCGGGCCAAAGACGCCCUUUAACUGGCCUAAAUUUUGGAACUAGUACUACCACUUUCUCAACGACUGCCAGCGCAUACCUGCAUUUGUUCAUUUUAUACUGCUCAAUCUGGUGAGGUAAACAGCAGUGUCGCCUUAGCUGUUGUCGCUCGCAGAUACUAUAAAUUACCAUGACAGCUGUGGUGGGAAGAGCUUGGGGUUGGGUCCGGUCUUGGGGCAGUAAGCCAGACACUCAACAUACCCAAGCGACUAUAAUAGCAGAGGAGAAGAAACCUAGCAGAGGAUGGACGUCUUGGUUAUGGCUCGGCUGGUCGCGUAAAAGUGACCUGAACAGUCCCGUGGAGGAAUUCUGGGAGGCGCCGGAGAAGAUCCAGCCAAUGGAGGUGGAGGAGCUCAAAGCCGGGAAGGACGAGACUGACGGUUCUCAGCCUAGAUGGUGGAGCAAGUUGCUUCCGACGUAUUACAUCUACUGGCCAAAGAAAGCAGCAACAGCAACAACAAUAACGCAGCAACCGAGGAAACGGCACGAAAGCGACAUCUACGGAACCCCGCCGCCCUCGCCCACCCCGCCCGUCACUUCCCCGUUCAGGCUUUUCGUCUCCGGCUGGCAAAUGGAAAUCAUCCCGGAGCAUUACGACAUCUGCUUCAACUUCCUGCGUCACCUUUUUGACCUGUUCGUGGUGGGGUUUCUGUGGACCGUCUCGACUCCUUCCAAAAUCGUUGUGGAGAUUUUGGGCGUGCAGGGAGCGUUGAGGUUGUGGUUUCACGGGAUGGCCAUGUUUUUCGUGGCCACUAUCGGCAUGGCGGGGCUGCUGGGUUUGAUCAGGGAGUAUUUGGCGCAGUUUACGCUGGUGUAUGGGAUCAUACAGGCGCUGGUGAUCUCGGUGAGCAUGAAGCAGAGCGUUCUUUUUGGAGGAAUAGAGGAGGAGCAGAAGAAGGAAGAGGAGGUGAAGGAAAAGGUGGAGGUGAAAAAGGACACUAAGGAGCACAGGGGAGGCGUGAAACCAAUGUCUCCCAAAGAAAAGCUGAAGAAGAUAAGUUAAGAAUGGGACAAGAAGUCAUUCCCUCAGCUGUACCAGACCUCCAUGUUCAGAGACUACACCCCUACAGUGGGACUAAAGACUAUACUGCACAGAGACCAGAGUCCUGUAUCAGACUUCAUUGCAUGACAUUCAUAGUGUCACCAAAAAACACCGUACACUGGGCACCGUCCGUACCAGAUGUGCAUAGGUAGAAUCAGGUGUUAUGUGGGGCUGUUUCUCUUAAUAUGCAGUAUGUGAAUGUUCUGGUGUGAAAGGAAUGUAAGGAAUCGUUUUUUUUGUUUGUUUGUUUGUUUUAUAUUACAUUUUGUUUAGUGGGUUAUUUUCAAUUUUAUUUUGACGUCUUGUAUGAUCAGAUGAUGCCUGUGGAUAUGGCACACUUUAGUUUCUGGCGAGUAAUGCCGACCAACCGAACUAUGUAUCAGAAUGCGUUAGAAAAUCCAUUUUAAUGCAGGUAUUUGGUAUUCUGUAAUGGAAAUACAUGUUCAAAAAUAUUCUUCCCAUCACUGUCCAUGAAGCACAAACCACAGACAUGCCGGAAAGGAAAAAGGAGUGGUCCUAAGAUAGACCCUUGUGGAAUGCCAAAAGGCCGACAUUUUGAAUAUGUUGGAAUUCCAGCCGCUGUUCUUCGCUGUUUUUGCUGUUCUUCGCUGUUCUUCGCUGUUUUGCUGUUCUUCUGAUCUUUCAUGUAAAGUUACUUGCCCGAUCACCUGACAAGAAUGCAGUUUCAUUAGACAAAAACAAAUCUACAGAAUUUUGAAAUGAAUACCAACAACACAUAGCCGAAGAGAUUUAAAUUAAUUUAGUCUUUUUGUGUUUUUUUUUUUUUGGUAGGAUUUAAAUCCUAGAUAUUUUCGAGCUUCUGUCCAUGCCGUCAUAUUUCCUCAUCAAAAACACACCUGACCUACUUAACUGGAUGAUCAGGAAGUGCUCCGUUGUGUUGAAAAAGUUGAUUAAUUUCCCAGACUUGUUGUGAUCAUUCCAGCGCUGACAUUUCCCUCAGAGCGGCGCAUUUACAUAGGCUGAUUUAACUAGAGUGACACUCCUAACUGCGAUUUUUUCUAUGCACUGUAAAAAGACUUUAGGUAUUACAAAACGUGAAUGUGUAAAAAUAAUUUGGACAUUUGGAUGUAAAAGUUCAAAAUCAGAUCAGAAUUGUUUAGGAUUUUAGCUUUGAGAUAGCGUCAGAUGAUGUGUUGAACAGAUGUUUUCACUAUAAUAAUUUAAGAUGCACUAUGUAACUUUUCUGGUUCGUCUCCAUGAUGUAACUUUGCGUAGAAUGUUCCACAGUAUGGCAUUAAAUUUAACUGCCAUUUAUUCAAAUACAAGUGUUUUUAUAGCUCAAAAAUACCUUGAAAAACAUGUAUUCUUCACAGAUUUGACCUGUAAAUUGGUCAAAUUGUGUCACCUACUUGUUUCUGUAAUAAAUUAGUUUAACUGUGGAGCAUUCAAGACAAAGCUUUAACAUCUCCAUGGAGACCAGCAAAGUUACAUGGUGUACCUUUUCUGUUUUAGGUUAUAGUGUUGUUUCUUUAUCACAGUCUGGAGUUUUGUUUUGUUUAAUUCACACAUGUUUAACACAAACAGAGAGUUCUUUUCUCAAACGGGAAACUCUCCGUUCCAACUUGUGAUGUCAUGUGGUAAUACAGGAAGUGCUCCAUUGUGUUUUUAAACGCCACACACCCAUGAUCAGUAGAAUCAUUUGGACGAUUUCAGCCCUGAAUUUGAUUAUCUCUCUUGAACAAAAGUUCAAAGUUAGAUGUGAAGUUGGAAUGGAGCAUUUUGAGCUUUGAAGAUGUAGACAGACAAAAAAUAAAACAUCAUUUCUCAAACAUGUGUGAAUAAAAGAAAAAAAUUUAAUGAGGCAACAACUUUAUAACAUGAUUUAAACCUCGCAAGAGUUAAUUUUGCAUAAUAUAGAACCUUUAAGAGUUGAACUUAGGAGUUAUAGAGUUGGAAAAAACACUAACGAGGGACAACGUGCAACCAAGUACACGUGCAAUGUAGAGAUAGACCGAUAUUGGGCCGAUAUUUUACCUUUUUAGUGUAUCGGAUAUCGGCUGUAAAUCUCCAGCAGAGAUCGAUGUUUUGUUUGCCCUAGAUAAGCUUUGUUUGAACACUUUAGUCCAAAAAGGGUACUGCGAAAACGUGACUACACUGGACUCUGCACAGUUUGUAGUAAAAGCAGGUUCUGGACGAGUUUGUACAACAUUUUUGAGCUAAAUACCGGCCCAAAAAGUAUCAGUAGAGCUUAUCGGUCAUGAAAAACCGCAAACAAGUCGAGUGCAAUGUUUUAAUCACUAAAGUGCUGUACAGCCAAAAAGCCACUGCUAAUGUUUUAUAUUUUUAGAUUAGCUUUUGUUAUUCUUUUGCCUUGACUGUACAAAGCCAACCGGGUACAUUUUGCUAAAGGGGCUGUUUUAAGAUUUGUUCAGGUCUGCGCACGUUGAAUGUUCAUUUAUCUCCGUGACGACUCCAAGACUUUGCAAUGUUUACAGCCUUACAGUUCACGAUAUACGGGCUUCAAAGCUGAUUAAAGGGCGCAUAGUACUUUUCUUUUCUGUUUUUCUGGUCUAUUAUAAUGUCGUUUCGUCAUCACAAACAGACCUGGAGUUGCGUUUCGUUUGUUUGCAUUUACUGUUUACUCUUCUCAAACAGGAAAACACUCUGUUCCGCCUUCUGAUGUCGUGCUGCGCUGUGUUUUUAAACUCCAAACACCUUCACUAGAAUCAUUUGGAUAAUUUCAGUCCUGGAAUUGCCAAUUUCUACUGAACUAAAAUGAGUAAAAGGAGCUGUUUAACUUGAAAACUACCGCCUCACGAUGACAUCACAAGGUGGAACAGACCAUUUUGAGCUUUGGAGAGCAUUCCAACACGUUAAUUUGUAAGAAUAAUUUGGAUUUUUUUUUUUUACAGAAAAAUCUAAACUCAUAACAUUGUUUAGGAUUUUAGCUUGGAGAUAAUGUUGAAUUGAUGUUUUAUAAUAAUAAUUUAAAGGUGCACUGUGUAACUUUUCUGGUUGGUCUCCACGAUAUAGCUUUGCGUAGAAUAUUCCACAGUAUGGCAUUAAACUUAUCUUGCAUUUAUUCAAGUACAAGUGGUUUUAUAGCUCAAAAAAACAUGCAUUCUUCACAGAUCUGACUUGUAAAUUGGUCAAAUAGUGUCUCCUACUUGUUUUCAUAAUAAAUUUGCUUAAUGCCGCACUGUGGAGCAUUCAAGACAAAGCAGUAACAUCUCCAUGGAGACCAGCAGGGGGCAGACUCACACCAGGAAAGUUACUCGUGUGAAUGAAACAAAACACAACUCCAUGUUUGUUUUUGAGGCGGUAACAACAUUAUAACCCGUCUUAAAGUUCACAAGAGUCCAUUUUGCGUAAUACAGGACCUUUAAUUCCAGAUUGUAAAUUUUUUGUGAUUCUUGUGCCAUAUUUUUUGUGAAUGUGCAGAUGCCAGUGACAUAAGACACAGAUAAACAAAGGCACAAUGUUGAACUGACUAAAAUGUUUUUGUAAAGCUCACAAGGUUUGCACAUUUAAUUUUGUUUUAUCGCCUGAAACUUCUCAACAAUAUACAAUUUGUAAGUUUGUAAUGUGAAUGUGGAAGUCUAUGGCGGCCAUGUUCAAAGCAAAUUACAACAAACCCAUAAUUAAAUAUUCGUAACGCUGCUUUUUAAAGGUGCACUAUGUUGUUUUGUCUUAAAUGUUCCACAGUAUGGCAUUUAACUGGACAAUCGUUUAUUCAAUUACUGUUUUUUGUUGCUUAAAAUACCUAAAAGACAUGCUUUGUUUUUUUUUAUUCUCUGUGAGAGUUUCACCUCUCCGCAGAUCUGACCUGUACUUUUGCCUGGUGGAGACCUACUCUGACACUACUUUGUCUGAAAUGUUCCACAGUAUGGCAUUUGGCAUAACUAAUUAGCUUUUUAUUAAUUAAAUUCUUUAUUACUUUGAAAAACAUGCUUUGUUAACUGUGAGUGGGUUCACCUCUCCACAGAUCUGACCUGUAACUUUGCCUCUUGGAGACCUACAAGUGGUGUACACAGACACUGCUUUGUCUGAAAUGUUCCACAGUAUGGCAUUUAACAUAACUAAUUAAUGUUUAUUGAUUACAACUUUUACUACUUUGAAAAACAUGCUUUGUUAACUGUGAACGGGUUCACCUCUCCACAGAUCUGACCUGUAAUUUUGCCUGGUGGAGACCUACUCUGACACUACUGUUCCACAGUGUGACAUUUGGCAUAACUAUUUAGCCUUUUAUUAAUUAUAUUUUUUAUUAAUUUGAAAAACAUUACUUUGAAAAACAUGCUUUUUUAACUGUGAGCAGCAUCACCUCUCCACAGAUCUGACCUGUAACUUUGCCUGGUGGAGACGUAUAAGUGGUAUACAGUGGUAUACAGACACUAAUUUGUCUGAAAUGUUCCACAGUAUGGCAUUUGGCAUAACUAAUUAGCUUUUUAUUAAUUAAAUUCUUUAUUACUUUGAAAAACAUGCUUUCUUAACUGUGAGUGGGUUCACCACUCCACAGAUCUGACCUGUGACUUUGCCUGGUGGAGACGUACAAGUGGUGUAUACAGACGCUAUUUUGUCUGAAAUGUUCCACAGUAUGCCAUUUAACAUAAUUAUCUUGCAUUUAUUCAUUUACAGUUUUUUUUAUAGGUGAAGAAAAAACUGAAAUGCCAUGAAAAACAAAAACAUACUUUCUUACUGUGAGCAGGUUCUCCUCUCCGCAGAUCUGACCUGUAAUUUUGCCUGGUGGAGAUGUACAAGUGGUGUACACAGACACUACUUCUUUGUCUGAAAUGUUCCACAGUAUGGCAUUUAAUAUAAUUAUCUUGGAUUUAUUCAAUUACAGUUUUUUUUUUUUAUCCUAAAGAAAAAUGCCUUUAAAAACAUACUUUCUUACUGUGAGCAGCUUCACUGAGCGGGUUCUCCUCUCCACAGAUCUGACCUGUAAUUUUGCCUUGUGGAAACAUAUAAGUGGUGUAUGCUGACACUGCUUUGUCUGUAAUGUUCCACAGUAUGGCAUUUAACUUGUCUGUCUUACAUUUAUUGAAUUACAGUUUUUAUAGCUAAAGAAAAGUGUAAUGAAAAACAAAAACAUGCUUUCUUACUGUGAGCGGGUUCUCCUCUCCGCAGAUCUGACCUGUAACUUUGCCUGGUGGUGUCCUACGAGUGGCACAUACAUUCCCCCAGAAAAGUUACACAGUGCACCUUUAAAAUGUACAACACUGGGUACUUUGAAAUACUUUAAAAUGCCUAAAAACCCAUUCUUCUUUCAUUUGAUAACACAACAUUUCACACCAGCAGUUUAACAAAACGCUCUUGUAACUUGUGCAGUGACGUCCGCUUUGCGCUUUGUGUGAACUUGUCUACGGGGCCAUUGAAUACCUUGGUUGCUAAGCGAUUUUUCAAUAACAUCUUUGCUACUUGAAAUUUAAUCUGCUGGUUCUGCUUAAGUUUCCUUCAGAAGAUAAAUUAGUGUGAUGUUUGAGCAGUGUUUGCCAUAGACUCCCAUAGAGAAUGCUGUUUGUGUCUUUAUUAUUAUUAUUAUUAUUGUUGUUUAUAGUUCUGCUGCCUUUUCCACAGUCCUGGUACGACGCUGUGGUUUUACUGUACGUUUAAUUUAUGGUCACUCAACACCUCCUGAUUCAAUAAAUAACCUUUUAUCAGAUUGUA